Branchiostoma floridae (Florida lancelet) is the source of this 1736-nucleotide messenger RNA. RefSeq names its product WD repeat-containing protein 74-like. Gene Ontology annotation, cellular component: nucleolus; preribosome, large subunit precursor. Gene Ontology annotation, molecular function: protein binding. The record is from RefSeq and is a predicted model, not a curated record. The coding region runs from base 44 to 1153 and encodes 369 amino acids. Gene Ontology annotation, biological process: ribosomal large subunit biogenesis. The transcript has 11 exons. NCBI's taxonomy places the organism in Eukaryota, Metazoa, Chordata, Leptocardii, Amphioxiformes, Branchiostomatidae.
CCAAUACAUCCCGAAACCUUCCCAGAAUCCACCGGCAAGAAAAAUGGCUGCCUCCAUGCAACAUGUGUACGUUGGUGCCGCGACGGGCGUUUUUAAAGGUGUAAACCUUGCCAAGAAAACAGCAACAAAUUUCCAGAAUGUUGCCAGCCUGUCCAGGGAGGAGGAGAUCUGUGCCAUGUGCUGGGGAAAUCAACAGGAGAGCCAGGUCUGUAUAGGCUUGAAGAAUGGACUUGUCAAAACCUUUGAUGCAGAGCAGGGGGAAUUCACGGACUGUGCCAAUUGUGCAGGAGGGGAGGGCAAGUUCACAGGACUGGCGAAAUACCAGGAGUCUCUUGUUACAUGUGUGGAGUCAGGGUUACUCAGAGUGUGGAAGGAUGAAGACAAGGUUGAUAUAGAGGUAGGGAAGGACGUGUGUCGGAUGAGACAGAACCACGCCCUGCCUCACCAGGUGGCCACGGGAGGGAAGGAGAAUGAGCUUAAGCUCUGGGACAUCCAGGAGCCAGAAAAACCCAUCUUCAAGGCCAAAAAUGUGCGGAAUGACUUCCUGGACUUGAGAGUUCCUGUCUGGGUCACUGACCUCCAGUUUUUAUCAGAACAGAAACUUGUCACAUGCACAGGACAUAGGCAGGUGCGAGUGUAUGACCCUGCCACGCCCCAGCGCAGGCCUGCACUGAAUGUGGAGCUAGGGGAGUAUGCCCUCACCGCCCUGUCUGUCACACCAGACUGCCAUUCAGUUAUUGUGGGAGACAGCCAGGGCAGUAUGGUCAUGGUGGACCUGAGAAUGGGUAAAGUACAGAAAGCAUUCAAGGGGUUUGCAGGAGGCAUCCGCAGCCUGCAGUGCCACCCCAGCCUCCCCCUGGUAGCCUCCUGUGGGCUAGACCGCUUCCUGAGGAUACAUGACAUCAACACCAAGGAGAUGCUACAUAAGGUUUACCUGAAGUCUAAGUUGAACUGCCUUCUCUUCAGCAGUGCAGACUUCACACAGGAACAGACAGAGACUACAAAGAAACAAAAGAGAAAGCUGGAAUCAAGCAACAUCACAGAAGAGGAUGAGGACGAAUUGUGGGGGAGCAUGUCAGUGGUUCAGGAUAGCAAGAAAGCAGACAAGACCAAGAGAAAAUCUAAAAGCAAGAAACUUAAGAAACUCAAGUAACAAGAGCAAAGACAAUGCAAGACAUUUUAUUCUUUAAUUUUGAUACAACAAAAUAUCACCAUGCCAUUGUGGUCUUAAUCUAAGACCAGUGUUCAAUUUUUUUUAAAACCAGAACUAUUGCUAUAUACACAUCAUAAAUGUCUGUACAGCCUGCAGAAUACAUUAGCAAAAAGUUGCUAAUAUGUUCAGGUGAGCUACAUUCUGUGACAUACCAUCUGAUGUUCAUCACAAUGACAUGUUACCCAUAUCAUCUAUCAAUUAAUUUCAUUAUAAAAAUCAAUCAUGAUUCUUAUAUCAUUACAAACGCCCUUUCUCAGUGAUUAGAAAACAUUGUUCUAACAAUAAAAUAAUAAGAUGCUUAUGAUAUAGUCUGUACUUCUUUAUAUUCUUUGAUUCAGCAAUAUCCUCAACCUUAAACAACAAUAUUGCUAGCCUGUCUAGACAGUACAUUUUUUACGUGCUACACUCUAAAGUUGAUAUCAAAUCUUAAAUCAAUAUGUUUGCAAAAGUGUAUUCUUUUGACUGUUUCUAACAUGAUCAUGUUGCGUCCCUUAUUUACAACAUCUGUGCCAUGUUGGCAUUU